AUAGCUUCCCAAUCGGAAGCUGCAAAUGAGGAAAGUGUUCCGCAAAAAAUAGCUUCCCAACCGGAAUUGGAAUCAGAAGCGUCAAAUUUAAGGCAGUCGCAAAUUGUAAGUGCGACUGAGAAAAUGAUUUCGGUUCUAGCAGAUGCCGGUUGUACACUGAUUAAUCCCUUGGGUCCGCCUUGUUUACCGUCUGACCUACAUAAGCUUCGGAACAAGCUCCAGAGUGUUUUAUCAUCUGAUUCAUCUCGAAAGUCUGAGUUCCUCCAAGGUCUCUCGAGUUACGUUAAUUCUCACAGCAACCUUCGCCGUAUUUUAUCACCUUCAAGACGUGUUGGGCUUGGAUCGCUACGAAGUGACAGCCUGGCAAGAGUACUGCUUCUGGUUCCUUCAGUCCAAUCAGACAUUCAAAACUUGCUGCUUGAAAAGCUUCCUGAGUAUUUUGAUGUGGACCCCGCUGGAAGUAUCGGAGGGAGAUAAUCCUCUUUAUGUAUUGAAGAAGACAUAGCAAGGCUGAUUCUGAACCAAUUCCGGUGGCUUGACUUCCUUGUGGAUUCAGAAGCAUUUACAGAAAAACUGUUACAAGUGUUAUCUAUUUCCCCCGUUCAUUUGAAGAAGGAGAUAAUUGGGUCCUUGCCCGAGAUUAUUGGGGAGAAAAACAACAAAACUGUCGUAGAUUCGCUUCAGGACAUGCUUCAAGAGGAUUCUUCCAUUAUCGUUCCCAUGCUUGAUUGUUUCUCUAACCUCCAUUUGGAUGAUAUGUUGCAAGACCAGGUCAUUACAGUGGCUUUGUCUUGUAUCCGAACUAUUGAUGCGGAGCAUAUUCCCUACCUAUUGAGAUUCUUACUGCUUUUGGAUACGCCAACCAAUAUUCGUAGGAUUAUUUCACACAUCCGACAUCAACUCAAACUUGUUGGAGCAUCGAAUGUUUGGACCACACAACAGAGUAAGAUGAAGGGAAAGUCAGUCGUCAACAAUGAAGAAGCUUCAAUACUUGAUGCCUUGCGAACAAGUCUUCGAUUUAAUAAAGUGGUAAUUUGCCAAGAAACAUUGAAUGAACUGAAAAGCCUUGAGAAAGUUCAGGAUCAUAAGGUGAUUGACAUAUGGUUGCUCACGCUUGUAUACAUGAACAGCGAGCCUUUACAAAAGAUUGUUGAGAAAUUACUGAAGAAGAAAAUUCUUGAGGGAUGUAUUGUGGAAACUAUGUUUGAUCAAUGUGUUUCUGGGAAUACAGAUUUGGCUCGGGAUUAUCUUCCUACACUCCUUUCCAUUUCUGAGUACUUACUGGCUUGCAAAGAAGAUAAAGCCCGGGAAUUCGGCAUUCACAUGUACACAAAUCUGUUCAAAGAGCUUGUGGAUAGUUACUCAAGACAGGAAGUCCUUGGAGCAUUAAUUACUCACGUGGGCUCUGGGAUAAGUCAUGAAGUGAGUUCUGCUAUGGAUGUGAUGGUCCUCCUUGCUUUGAAGUACUCACAGGAGUUGGUUCCACUUUCUUCUCAUAUAACUGGCAUCCUAGAUUACUUGGAGGCAUUUAGUGUUGAAAACCUGCAUAAGGUAUAUGAAACCUUCAGUCUUCUGGCAUUUUCUGCUGAAGUGACUGCAGGGCCCUUUGGAUCUCCUAUUUCAAAUGAACUACUAGUGAUUGUGAGAAAGCAGCUGAGUCAUCCUGAUCUUGUUUAUAAGAAGAUGGGCUUAAUUGGCACUCUUAAGAUAGUCUCCUACCUCGGGGAUGCAAAGACUACGAAGCUUCUUCCAUCAUCUAUGUCAAAUUACGAGGAAGCUUUGGAGCUCUUGGAAACAUCUAUGAACUCUUGCAAACAGCUGCCACUUCCGUUAAUUAUGUUUUAUGAUGAACUGGCUUUUACAUUGAAGAAAAAAGCACUUCAUCCGGCCAUAGUCGAAUGGACAAGCAAACAUGUUGGGGACUUUGAAACAAAGUUUUUGUGUGACCUCGAUGGUGGGGUGCUUAUGGUCAAAGAGUUAUGUUGUGGGUUGGAAGGAGAUUUAUGGAUGAACCUCGACGGAGACAUAUCUCCUAUAUGUCUCAACAUCUUGCCACUUGUAUCCUCUUCUUUGCGGGCUGCUUCAUCACUGCAAAUUCUUCCUGCAAACUUCGUUUUGCUAUCUUCAAUUGAGGGGUUGGCAAAUCAAGGAUCUCUUGCUGGAAUUGAUGCUCUUCUUGGCUGCCCUAUACACCUUCCUUCCUCUAAGUUCUUCUGUGAAAUGCUUUGGGGCUCUUUAAGUGGAAAGCAAAAGCAAAUCAUUAUUCUAUCAUUGUACUAUGCUGCCAAUUGGCGCGGGAACUGGUAGGUACUCAAUGCCUAUUGUACUCAAGCUGUCGAUGAGUUUAAUGCAGCCAGUCAAGCAACAAGAGAGGAGAUAACUCUUAAACUAUUUAAGCGGUUGAGGAAUCUUGUAUUUUUGGAGAGCUUGCUAAACAGUUCCCUCAAACAGUGCUCUCUUUCCUUACCUGCACUCCAACCUCUUCUGGAGUCCUUGUCGCUGAACCAACUUGAUCAUAAUAGAAAUCAGGAGAUGAAGAAUGAGAAUGGUAAUGGUAAUAUUGGUCCAUCACAAAAGAAGAAGAAAGAGAAGAAGAGCAGCCAAAUAUCACUUACUGAUGGAAAAUUUAGGCAGCCAACCAUCAUGGAUGCUUUGAGGAAAGCAGGUGCGAUUCCAAGCCAGGAACCAAGUAUGGGUCCUUCUGGAAUGUGUUCAAAAGGCAGCGCAUCUGAGCCAUCAAGGAAUCAACAAUGCAAUAUUAAUAUGUCAGCGAAUGUAGAUGUUUCUACCGCUGUGGAUCAUGUCGAAGCACAAAGACACAAGUUCAGGCCUCUUUUGUUGGAUUGCUUUACAAUCUUAACUUUUCAGAAGACUCAGCAUUCCUGUUGUGCAGAUCCAGCUGCUGAGUUGCCCCUUUGUCUAUAUAUUCCGAGGGAUCUAAACAGAAAGCUGGACUACUUUAAUCCACGAAGGCAUAUAUUGGUUAGGCACAUGAGUGUUCCUCUUGCUUUUGGUGAGAUGAAAGUAAUAGAGUUCAUAAGCAAAAUUCAGCCACUAUUUCCUUCCCUUAGAAGGCAUUUGGAUUCUGCAGUAUCUGGUCUUAGAGAAGAUACAGACACAUGCCCAGAUCAUUGGAGAACUCAUUCUGCCUUUGCUGGAAAUCCUGAUAUACCCAACAUUACAAGCUUUAGACCAUCAGCUUCUAGAUCUAUCAUAAAAGAGAUACUUCAAUGCUUCGGCAAGGCAUCAAACAUUCCGGAUGUUCAGAGAGACAGGUCAGUACUUUCUGAUCUUCUGGAGGCAUUCCAGCCAAUCAGCAUUUCAGACUGCUUUUUCAAAGGCAUGCAGUUGAUUCCAUCACCAGGAGAUAUGGCUUAUUUGUAUGCUGGUGCAUAUUCAUUUGUUGGGAAUAUCUUUGAUGCAGCCUGUGCUGUCUCAUUUGCUUUAGCUUCCAAAGUAUUGUUAAGCUUGGAAUCAAUGCUUGUGUCUUUCCAGACUAUCCUAGCUAUCUUCUUUUCUGUCCAAGAAGCUGGGAACUUUUGCUUACAAACUUUUGAUGCAAAAGAGUUAUGUGUUAAGGACAUUGAAGAUGGUCAGAAAGUCAAAGCGGAGUUCAUUCAAAAGCUUUUACGAAUUUACUUGGAAAAUAGCCAGUCCACUUCCGAUUCCCUAAGUGAACUUGCCUGCUCUGUUUUGCCCCAGGUUUUAUCACGCAGAUCUGCAGUGGAGGAUGGCUGUUGUUUUCCUACUCUCUGUCCUGCAACAUUUUGCAUUUGGUACAGGGGACAGAGAUUUUAUGUGUGCUUAAGAAGGUGUUUACUGAAGAUGAUUUUAAUGCUGCAGCAUGAAGAGAACCUUGCCAUGAUUAACCGCUUGGUAAAGGAAAUUUUACUUCUGGAGAAAGCCAGGGGUGGUGGUGAAGUGGAAGAAGUUAAAUGCCUUCUGAAGAAACUACAACAAUCUGUUAAUGUGGCUGUAUCUUUAGUCAAUUUGUGCAAGACCCAUGAUAAGGUCAAUGUACGUGCAAUAGCUGUCAAGUUUGGAGGGAAGUUUGUUGACUCUUUCCUCAAAGCUUUUGGCUUCUUGCAGGGGCAAUUUGAAUUGCACCAUGAGCAAAUAAUUAAGAUGGUUAGAGAGCUUCAGACGGCGACGAGAACUAUCCAGACACUAUGUUCAGACGCAAAGGGCAUGAAACAAACAACAAUAACCUGCAAAAUCCCCAUUGCCAAGAGAUCUAUGGAGCGAUUGUUAUUUCGUGUUAAGGAACUUCUUCACUCAACGUCAACUGGAUACACUUUUUGGAUGGGUAUUUUAACCUUGCAUUUACCUUAUAUGACCAUAAUCAGAUAGUUGAUCAAAUGGUGGUUUAUACUAUCAUUUUUGUGUUGAUCAAUUUUUCUGUGAUUUAAAAAACAAAAUAUCUUUCCAUGUUCAAUACAUGCACAAAUUUGAUUGAUAUGAUAUUAAUUUGAUCCAUUCUGGGAAAGCAUACACCACAUCUGUUACAUUCAUGGGAACUAUGCCAAACAAAUUAUGAUGCUAGGAGAAUUCCUUUUAAAGCCGAGUGUGUGGUGGUCCUUUUCCAGAAUUAGAAAAGUAUGAUAAUCAAGUUUCAUGCUUCUGGUGAUUCUUCUGGUGUCCUCACAUAUAUGUGGAAGUUCGUUAACAGUUUUGUUGCAUUGAUAACUAGCAUUGUCUACUUGUAGAAGUUCUUGAUGCUUCAGGCCUAAUACGUAUAUGUUGGUGGGUGGGUGGAUCCUUAGGAACUUGCCCAGCCUUUAGUUGUACAACUCUGCAUUUGCUCUAUGUAGGAACGUGUCCAGCCUCUUAAAAUAUUUGAAUUAUAAGAAAAUGUAUUCAUAGUACUUUUGUAUAGUUCCUAAAUAUAUAGGAGUAAGUUUCAGUUAAAAAUCAAGAAAUUGAUAUCCGAAAUUAGAUGUGUUGACUGUUGUAAUUUGAACCCUUCUUUUCUAGUAGGGAGUAUUGACGAUUUUUUUCAUGUAUUUGCUGGUUUGCACAUCUUACAGAUUAACCAUUGGAAGAAAUGUUAUGGUUUAGCCCUUAUUGCCGUGUUGCAAUCUGGGAUUGUUGGCAGUAUUUGUUGCAUGGAGAUCCUUAAUUAUAAAAUGAGCUUCCCCUAGGUUUCACACCUGCAGCUCAGUCACAUCUAUUGUUGGAAAGUUUCGCCCAGAUUGUCAUUUUCAUACGUUCCUAUAUGGUUUAUAAGUAGCCUCAAUCUCAAAGUUUUUCUCGAUAUCUCCUUGUAAUGUAAAAUACACUUUGUUUAUAAACUAGAAAAUUUGCUGAAACAAUUAGCAUGUCUUGGAUUCUUGUUAACUUGAAUUAAGUUUGGGAAUUAUACAUCCAUGUAACCUCAU
This is a messenger RNA of Capsicum annuum, 5378 nucleotides long. Its product is annotated as Fanconi anemia group D2 protein homolog. NCBI's taxonomy places the organism in Eukaryota, Viridiplantae, Streptophyta, Magnoliopsida, Solanales, Solanaceae. Gene Ontology annotation, biological process: homologous chromosome pairing at meiosis; double-strand break repair involved in meiotic recombination; interstrand cross-link repair. Gene Ontology annotation, cellular component: nucleus; condensed chromosome. The record is from RefSeq and is a predicted model, not a curated record. Gene Ontology annotation, molecular function: DNA polymerase binding.